AUGGCUCAGACUAACGACACAGUGCGACUAGCUGGGCAGGCAGCAUCGUUAUCGAGUGAGUUGUAUGCCCUGCAGGAGACUUGCCACCACGAAACAACAGCAGGCGAAAUCUCAACCAUCGCGGACGAGCUUGCACGGUUGUCAACCACCCUCUGGCAUCUCAAUGAUGCAAUCAACGUUGAUCCGACACAAUACACAGCAGCAUUCAACGAGGACCUCAAGGAGAUCACCAAUGAAUUGACUUGCAUCUUCGAAGAGAUUUCGGAGUGCUGUGCAGGUCUCAUGGCAGGUUCUAACGUGUCAGCUGUGUCGUGGUUCUUCAAGAAAGGUCGAGUUACAAGACUGCUCAAACAUCUCGAAGCACUGAAAGGUACACUUGUAGUGAUGAGAACUGUACUGUGGCAUGGCAAGGACUAUGGAACACAUAAAUCUGACAGAUUAGCUGAAUCAAAUCCUCAUACCAUGCAUGAAGAUCGAGUCAUUCUCGAGUCAGUCCUUGCUCAUAAUCGAGACGCUAUUCUCGACCUACACAACCUUACGAACACGAUCAGUAGCCCUCUCAAGCGACCUGACCUUGACAGAACACCCUCAAAAGCAGGAGAACACCAUAGAGAACUUUCCGAAGCAACUGGCGUCGAUGUUCCUCCAAUCCCAGAUGUCCUUCCACCUUCAGCCACCGAAGCAAAGGAUGAGGACAGCGAUACCGGACACAUGUCUAGAGUCAAAAGGACCUUCUCGAAGCGUGGAGUUCGCUUAGGAGUACACAUGUCGAUACUCGAUCUUAGUGCUCAUGAAGCACCCCUUAACCUCAAGAAGAAAUGGCUCCAGCAAGCACAUCUCAGACAACAACUCGACCAUGGUCAACAUCCAGGACGGCGCGGUCUGACUGCCUUGCCAGAACUAAGCAGGAUCUCAGAGGUCGAUACUGCGGCUGGCUCGUCAAGUAACCUGAACAUCAAUCACUUCCAAGCAGAACCUAUAGUCCCUACCAACGCUGAAAACUCUACCUUUGCAGGAACGCCCAGACCUGUGUCCAAAGUACCUUACAACACUCCUGUCAGCGGGUCCCUACAAGAGGAUGGUAACGCUCUCGGUGCACGUAACCCUCGGAGCACAGUCGGCACAAGGUUCCGAAGAGUCAUGAGCAGAAUGUCCAUCAACAAUCUAAGAAGUCCGACUCAUGAUCGAAGUCGUGGAGGCGACAGCAGUGAGAUUAGCGUAGCAUCCGAAACGAAGGGCAAAGAAAGAGAACACGGUCCAGACUGCCGGUCACUUGAUGUGUCGGAGGACAACACUAGCCCUAACGACAAGCUGAAACGUGCUACGCUCAAGAUCGACAAAGACAACCGACUGGGUCAGACAUUUCUUGGACUGCUCAAGCAGAGGUUUGAGAAGAGUCCACUGAGUACACCUCAUUUCGAGAAGGAGUUUGAAUAUGGUAAGGUGUGA
This is a messenger RNA of Lithohypha guttulata, 1449 nucleotides long. RefSeq lists its product as uncharacterized. The transcript is spliced from 2 exons. NCBI's taxonomy places the organism in Eukaryota, Fungi, Ascomycota, Eurotiomycetes, Chaetothyriales, Trichomeriaceae. The record is from RefSeq and is a predicted model, not a curated record. Bases 1 to 1449 code for a protein of 482 amino acids.